AUGGAUGAAGAAAACAACCACAUGGAAGAAGAUUCUUGUGACAUGGAAGAAUCUGUAUGUGGAGAUCCAAAAGUUGAUAUUCGUGUUGGAGAUGAAUAUCAAGCUGAGCUCCCUCCUUUAAUGUCUGAAUCCGAACGUGCAGCGUUUCUUGAUGAUUCUUCUUGUUCCUUUGUCAUGGGACGACCUCUGGAAGUAAUGUGGAUAAACACCAAAGACCAAGAAAGGCUUGGAGGAGGAGAUGAUGAUGUGGACAUGAGCGAGUCUCUCAAGUCUCUGAAGACAAAGACAAGUCGUAAUGGGAAAGGAAUAGUGAGUCUUGAAGCUGUUCCUGAGAAGCAGUCAAGUUCUUGGGAUGAGUUUGAAGUGGAUGGGUUUGUUCUUGGGCUGUAUACGUUUGGGAAAGACUUUGCUCAGAUGAAUAAGCUGUUGGAUAGCAAAGAGACAAGAGAUAUACUUUCGUUUUACUACGGGAAGUUCUACAAAUCAGCAAAGCACAAGAUUUGGUCUAGCUUCCUCAAGAAGCGUAGCAGGAGAUGUGUACAAGGCAAGAAGCUUUAUUCAGGAUGGAGGCUACAACAGUUGUUGACUCGUUUGAUUCCAAGUGUUCCUAGUGAAUCGGAGAAGAAGAAGCUUGUGGAUGUCUCAAAGUCAUUUGCUGAAGGGAAUAGAUCUUUGGAGGAUUACAUCACUGCAGUGAAGGAGCUGGUUGGUCUAAGGUCUCUUGUGGAGGCUGUAGCGAUUGGUAAAGAGAAAGAAGACCUGACGGUGCUAACAACAGAGCCAGUGAAUUCGAAGCAAUGGUUCACUGUUUCUUCUGCGGUUCCUGCUGCUGGUUUAGGGGUCUACACUUCACUCACAUGUCAUGAGAUCGUUGAGAAGCUGAGUGGUGGGUCUCGUCUAAGCAAAGCUCGUUGCAAUGAUAUCUUCUGGGAGGCUGUGUGGCCUCGUUUGCUAGCUAGAGGGUGGCACUCUGAGCAGACGAAAGACAACAACAAGAUCGUCUUCCUUGUCCCUGGGGUGAAGAAGUUCUCAAGAAGGAAACUUGUGAAGAAGAGUCACUACUUUGAUUGUGUCAGUGACAUUCUUGCAAAGGUUGUUGCUGAUCCUGAGCUUCUUGAGUUUGAGACAGCUGAGAACAGACCUCCGGUGAAUCAAGAGAAGCGGCGUUACCUUAAGUCUCCAGAGCCUUGUUCUACUCACAUGAAGUUCACUGUUGUGGACCCUGCUGGUUUGGCUUGUGGUGGGAAGCUGUGUGAGCUUAGGGAGAUGAAGUUUCCGAAUCCGAAUCAGGAAGCUUCUGUUGAAAGACUUGAGAUGUCGCUGUUGGAUGAAGAGAAGCAUGCCAAGUUUGGUGAUGAGUGUAAAUGGAGAAAGAAGCGGAUGAUGAAACUUGUGGAAGAUCCUGAUGCUAUGAGGUUUAUGAUUGUGGAUGCAAGUUUGGAACAUGGUGGGAUAAAGAGAAGGAGACACUUGCCUGGUGAUGAGAACCGUAGAGAAGCCAUUGAUGAUGAUGAUGAUGAUUCACCACAGAAGAAGUAUGAUGAAACUGCAGAGUAUACUAAUGGGAAUAGUUCUGGUGUAAAGGAGGAGACUUUGGAGUUUGUUCAACAAGGCCGGUCUAAGAAGCGGUCGGCUCGUAAACCGGAGUCUAGUAACCACCAUCCGGUUACUUCUUCUUUCCCCUUGCCUAAACGCAGGCGGCUCAGUGUUUGUGUAAGGAAGGAUAUCAAACGUUCUGGGGAAAGCUCAGUGUUGAAACCACCUGCGUUGGAAGAAACUGGAAAUGGGAUUGAGGAUGAGAUUCAAGAACGGCAAGAAAGUGAACCAAAUGGGUUAUCUUCAAAGAAACAAGAAGUCAGUGCAUCAGAAGAAGAAGAACAGCAAGGAAACGAAUCAAACCGGUUGUGUUUGGACCAAAAACACUCUUCCAAGGAUUUGGAAACUGCUCAACAACAAGAGGAACCGAUUCAGGUUCCUGCAGUGUCAGGCUCGGAGAAGAAUUCUCCUUCUCCUUCUACUACUGAUCAUGGAACGACUAAUCAACAAGUUGCAUCGUCAAAGCAAGAAGAAGAAGAAGAGCAAAACCAAGAGGCUAACAACACAGAUCUUCUUCCAAGAAGACAAAGCACAAGAAAGAGGCCAUUGACGACUCGUGCCCUAGAAGCUCUUGAGUCUGGUUUUCUCACAGCAAAGAGCACAAACACUACAUCAAAACCAAGGAAACGAGAAAGAUCUAAGAGGAUCAAGCACAGAAACCGAGCUCAAGAUGAGACAGAGAAUGAAACCACAGCAAGUAAACCACUGGACCAGAUAGAAGAUUCAGAACCGAGGUUUCUUGCGAAUGAAGGAACAGCGAUGCAGAGUAAGGCUGUGGAGCAAACGGAGGAUUCAAAGAAAGUGACAACAGGAUUCCCUAGACUUCCUCCGAUUGUUUUGAGACUUCCCUUUAAGCGGCGUUGA
Messenger RNA from Microthlaspi erraticum, 2460 nucleotides. NCBI's taxonomy places the organism in Eukaryota, Viridiplantae, Streptophyta, Magnoliopsida, Brassicales, Brassicaceae. The record is from the annotation of a GenBank genome assembly.